CUCCAAAUUUUACUAUCUAGAGAUGGAGGUCACCUUUUCAUGCUUAGUACUUGUUAAUCUAGUUUUUGAAUGGCAAAUUGAUCGCAAAAAGCGCGCUAUCUGUUACAAAAUUCCUUAAAUUUAUCUAAGAUGAAUGUAGUUUGAAAUAAACAGCAAAAUCUAACGAAAAACAAUGAAUUUUCCUUAUCAUUAUGCAAACAAGUACUGCUUUUUCAGUACUCACUGGCAUUGGCCAGUAUCAAGGUCGCCACCUGGAUGAAGAGCCAUGCUGCGAUCGCUCCUGCGGUCUUUUAGCUCGGUAGCCGGCGUGGGAACUCCGGUGUUGGGCAGCUCUGGUGUGCUGGGGGCUGAACCACUGGUGGCGAGAGCGUUUCGGAAAUUUUCUGCGAUGGCUGGUGUAACUCUGGAAGAGCGGGGCACGCCCAACACGGACGACUACCGCAUCUAUUAUCGUAACGCCGCCGGCCCGAUCUCACCGUUCCACGAUAUCCCACUGUACGCCGACGAAGAGAAAAAGAUCUUCAAUAUGGUGGUGGAGGUGCCCAGAUGGACAAACGCCAAGAUGGAGAUCGCCACCGGUGAGCGGCUGAACCCCAUCAAACAGGACACCAAGAAAGGAAAGCUGCGCUAUGUCGCUAACGUCUUCCCCCACCACGGCUACAUCUGGAACUACGGAGCCCUGCCCCAGACCUGGGAGAACCCGCACUCCACGGACGAAUCCACCGGCUGUAAGGGAGAUAACGACCCCAUCGAUGUCUGCGAGCUCGGCACCAAGGUCUGUCGCCGCGGCGAGGUGAUCCAGGUGAAGGUGCUCGGCGUUCUGGCGAUGAUCGACGAGGGCGAGACCGACUGGAAGCUGCUGGCCAUCAACACGGACGACCCGCUGGCCGACAAACUCCACGACGUCUCGGACGUGGAGAAGCACCUUCCCGGCUACCUGCAGGCCACCGUCGAGUGGUUCAGACUUUAUAAAGUGCCCGACGGAAAGCCGGAGAACCAGUUCGCGUUCUCUGGCGCGGCUAAGGACCGGGAUUUUGCUCACGGCGUCAUUUCUGAGACGGCCGGCCACUGGCGGGAGCUCGUCUCCGGGAAGGCGGACGCCCACGGACUGGACACCCACGCAGUGACUGUGGACUCGGCGCAGAUGAAGCUGACUGUGGCCGAGGCCGAGGCCCUGCUGGCCGCGGCGCCCUCACUGCACCCGCCCGCCGCGCUGGAUGGCGCCAACGUCAACAAAGUCCACUUUCUGGCAGCCAAGGCCAGCUAACCGCCGGCAGAGCCCUACUGACGAUGACGUCAUACUCACCUGUGACGUCAGCCGACAUAGAGCUGAGUGACGUCACUCAGCGCGUCGGCAUCACCCGCAGCUGUGACGUCACCCGCGCCACCUGUGACGUAAGAGCCGUGUCUUGCAGUGACGUCACUCCCCGUGUCGUAGGGUGGUGACGUCACUGACGCUGAUUGGUGGCCGGUCCGAACUGUGACGUCAUACAUCUGAUCUGGGCGACUCGGCUGCGGGGAGGUGGUAGGUAAAUUAUUGUGCGUGGGUCUCGGGCUACGUCGUCUGCCGUUCAGCUGUUUCCUUAAGCUGUUUCGUGGUGUUUUCGCUCUCCCGGUAUAUCACGCUCUGUAUCUUCCCCCGCUGGAUGCGUCUGUCAGUGCUCGAAAUCACAUCUCACUGGAGCCUUAAUCAGGAGAGCUAGUUGUGCGGUAUAACGAGCCAACGCAGACUGAUCGUACAUAGUAAACGACCGCAUAGCUGCUGAAAUCCGCUGAACCAAGACUCGUUAUAAGUCAAUUACCGUCCGUCUGUUUUAAACUUUCCGCCCCAAGCUGUACUUAGCGCUCGGGUACUUAACUCAGCCUUAGUGCUGACCUGUGUUCGGAAUGCAGAGUCCGAACUGGAGUAGGGUGAGGCUCUCAACAGCUGUUCGGUGGUGUGAGUGGGGGGGGGGGGGGGGUAAUUGUACCCCUCUGUCUGUCGGGCGAUACAUACCUCGGAAACAGGUAGCUGACCGCUGGUCCCACAAGGCAGCUGGUCCAAUGGUCUGGUCUGGUCCCAUGUUUGGUCCGAGGGUCAGACCAGGGUUCGGCGCGGUGGUCCGGUCCGGGACCAUUGGUCCAUCCAGAGACCGGCGCCGUGUCGGGCACCGAUUGAUGUACUAAACGGAGCCGCGGUCUCAAUACAUCACUCUAAUGGCGCGA
Molecule: messenger RNA, 2205 nt
Organism: Amphibalanus amphitrite
Lineage: Eukaryota; Metazoa; Arthropoda; Thecostraca; Balanomorpha; Balanidae
Gene: Nurf-38
Product: inorganic pyrophosphatase-like
Exons: 8
Coding region: 266-1267 (333 amino acids)
Biological process (GO): phosphate-containing compound metabolic process
Cellular component (GO): cytoplasm
Molecular function (GO): magnesium ion binding; inorganic diphosphate phosphatase activity
Source: RefSeq, a predicted model, not a curated record